AUGAUACCCGUGACUGCACCGCCAACUUCUAUAACUGUAUCAACUGCAUUGACAGAAACAACAGUGCCAGAACCAUGCUAUCAAUUGAACACGCAGCCUUCUCAAAUGAAUGCCCUUGCUAUCAGGCACAAGUUGAACGCAUCCGCCGAACCACGACAUAUCACUCAGGAACCCUAUGUUCGUAAUGGCAAGAUUACUGGUUAUCCACUUUUAUGGAAAAUAUUUUAUAAUGAAGAUCCUACUAACUUUCCUCGAGCAGCUAUUAUUUUAUGUAACCAACAACUUUCACCCUCAAUCCUCCAACUCAAUAGAGAUCAAGUUGCCAUACUGUUGGAACUAAACAACUUUACUGUUGCAAUAACUUCCAUAUAUUCAAGUCCCACGGAGGAUCUUUCCACUGCUAUUAAUUUUUUGGAUCAUCUAUCAACAGCACUUGGCAAUAAGCAUAUGUUAAUAUGUGGUGACUUUAAUGCUCAUUCAGUGGCCUGGGGCUAUGGAGAUACAGAUCCAAAAGGACGUCUUCUCGAAGAUUAUAUGGCUUCCAAUAACUUCAUUCUUUUUAAUACACCAGAUUCUCAUCCAACAUUUGAUCGUAUUCACGCAAAAGGCUGGCCAGAUCUAACGUUUACUACAAUUUCCUUAGUAUCUCUUCUACAAAAUUGGACAGUUCGGGAGGAUGAAUCUUUAUCUGAUCAUAAGUAUAUUACUUUUGAUCUUAUGCCCAAUAGUGAUAUACCUAUUCUGGUUAGAUAUAAUCUCCCUGGCUGCAAAAUAAAACAAUUCAGUCGUAAGGUUCGGACUGCGCUUCGUCCCCCGCGUAGACAACUACAUACCGUGAAUACUUCAGAGGAGACAGAGAUUUUCACAAACUCACUACUUACAACUCUGCAGGAUAUUUGCCAAAAUACACUGCCAACAAGGAAUUCUAAGGAAACUUCACUCAAUCCACUGGUGGACACCUAA
Molecule: messenger RNA, 963 nt
Organism: Stegodyphus dumicola
Lineage: Eukaryota; Metazoa; Arthropoda; Arachnida; Araneae; Eresidae
Source: RefSeq, a predicted model, not a curated record